Molecule: messenger RNA, 237 nt
Organism: Acytostelium subglobosum LB1
Lineage: Eukaryota; Evosea; Eumycetozoa; Acytosteliales; Acytosteliaceae
Exons: 1
Molecular function (GO): ATP binding
Source: RefSeq, a predicted model, not a curated record
AUGAAUAUAUCAUCAUUGGAGAAUAGAUUGAAUAUACCCGUUGAGCCACAGGAGGAGGACUUCAAUUAUCAAUUGGAUGGCAGUGAUAAGAUUGAUGUCAACAGCUUUGAUAUUUUGUCAACAGUUGGCAAUGGCUCAUAUGGCGAGGUCUUUGUUGUCAAACAAAAGUCAUCAGUCGAUAAAGUAUACGCUCUAAAGAAGAUCCCCUAUGUUGGUGCAUUCGACUCUGAGUUGAUU